Diprion similis is the source of this 2697-nucleotide messenger RNA. RefSeq lists its product as uncharacterized. The record is from RefSeq and is a predicted model, not a curated record. NCBI's taxonomy places the organism in Eukaryota, Metazoa, Arthropoda, Insecta, Hymenoptera, Diprionidae. Gene Ontology annotation, molecular function: nucleic acid binding. The coding region runs from base 1 to 2697 and encodes 898 amino acids. The transcript has 7 exons.
AUGUUGAAAAAGUCAUCGCCAACGGAGAUUCAGAAAUGGAUUGAAUUUAGGACGCAAAAUAUCCAGCUUCUAAACAAAAUUCUGCGAAAGGCUUCAACGAUGGGUGAGAAAACGAAAAUUAUCACAACCAUCGGACUCUUGAAAUCGCUGGCGGAAAAAUUCAAACGUCUUCGGAGAACGGGUGACGAUACGCGGAAACAAAGACGAAGCGAUCGCGUACACUGGGAAGAAUUGGAGUCUGCUUUCGAGGGAAGAAUACGAACCGGAUCCAUCACCAAUUUGAAACAUAAAGACGUAGAGAGGUUUCUAGAAGACGCAAAGUUACUUGCUGUGACAAGACUGAAAAACGCUUUGAAGAAAGCCAGGAGCCUAAAAGUCAACGCUAUCCUGGCUUGUAAAUUCGAAGUAAAGAAGGAUGAUCACACAGUAGAAGAGAACAAAUUCUUUAAUACGAGAAACGAAAUCAUCCUCCAGACAACGGAUAUUAACGAAUGGUUCAUCGAAAAUGUAACAAACCGUUUGUUAACAAAGGUGGAAGAUUUCCAGGAAAAGGAUUCAGGCUGGUCGUUACUUGAAAUUAUCAAUCUUGCCGUCAACAUCAACAAGUAUACACCACUUCAAGGUGGUCUGUAUACCUACACCCCGUUGCCGAAACACAUCAGAGAUAAGAAGGCUGUGGUGAACAUCUCAAACAACGACUCGUAUUGCUUCCUUUGGUCGGUCACCGCAGCUCUGUACCCAGCUAACAACAGAAAUCCCAACAUAACCAGCUCGUAUCCACAUUUCAGCUCAGUGCUACGGUAUGACAUGGAAACCGAAAUGACAGACGAUGACGAUGAUGUUGAUAUGGAUAAUUAUAAAAAAAACAGAACCUUUCAUUUCGCUUGGAUUCGAAAUUUAUCUCGAUUAACUAGUUCUCAAAUUUCCACCCGUAAUGGUCAAUGCUUGUUGCAAGCUACUAACAUUCAAGUGUCAGAAAAUAGAACAAUUUACCAAAAUCAUAUUUCUUACAGUAUAGCAUAUUACCUGCAUUGCACCUUUAACGAUUCCAUUUCAAAGUUCAAAAUUAACCGCGGGGAGACUUGCAUCGAAUGGUUUGUGAACGAGUUGGAGGAAUUGGCACACUCGUUAGAAACGUAUUUCAAAACCAUUGUACCUAUGGAGUCGCUGAACUUCAAUCAAAUUAACGAAUUUAAUUUAUCAAAGGUAUGUCAUAUUUGUGAAAAGCCGUUCACGCGCGAAGACGUGAAACACCGUGAUCACUGUCAUUUCACAGGAAGGUACCGUGGUCCUGCGCAUCAAAGCUGUAAUCUUAAUUAUCAAAACUCGCAUACUAUCCCAGUGAUAUUCCACAAUCUGUCGGGUUACGAUUCGCAUUUUUUGAUUAAAGCAUUGGCCACAACUUUUCAGGGUACUAUUCAGCUUCUACCCGUGAACAAAGAAAAGUAUAUUUCGUUCACAAAAUUCGUUAAAGGAACAGAUGUACAGUUUAGAUUUAUAGAUUCGUACCGUUUUAUGCCCAGCAGCCUCGAAAACUUGGCAACGUAUUUGAAUGAUAAUCAAAUAGCAAUUACACGUAAAUUUUGCACUAGCUCUGAAAAAUUCGAGUUAUUAACCAGAAAAGGUGUUUUUCCGUAUGAGUAUAUGGAUAGUUGGGAGAAGCUCGAGGACGUAAAGUUACCGCCUGAAGAAAAAUUUUAUUCAAAAUUGAACAAUCAAGACUUAUAUUUGCGAACUGAUGUUUUUCUGUUGGCUGACGUUUUUGAAAACUUUCGACAAAAUUGUUAUGCAACGUACAACCUGGACCCUUUACAUUAUUACACGGCGCCCGGUCUUUCGUUUGACGCAAUGUUGAAAUGUACCGGUAUCGAACUCGAGCUUCGCACUGACAUAGAUAUGCUUAUGUUUAUAGAAAAAGAUAUUCGAGGUGGUGUGUCCCAAUCCUCUAACCGAUAUGCAAAGGCUAACAAUAGAUACAUGGGAGAUGCUUUCAAUCCAGCGCUCGAAGAGUCUUAUCUCAUGUACUUCGACGUUAACAACUUGUACGGCGCGGCUAUGAGCUUUACUCUACCAUGCAACGAAGCGGAGUUUGGCUACUUAUUAGAGGUAGAUUUGGAAUAUCCCGAGGAACUGCAUGAAAUGCAUAAAGAUUUACCACUGUGUCCGAAACACUACAUACCUCCCAUCUCAGAAAGUAAGCAGCCGAAAUUGACGACCACGCUACUUUCCAAGCAAAACUACGUUGUUCAUUACCACGUCUUGAAACAAUGCUUAGAAUUAGGUUUAAAACUAGCUAAAAUUCAUAGAGUUCUAAAGUUCAGACAAACACCGUGGCUCAAAAAGAAGUAUCGAGAUGUCAGGCUGAUCACGGAAUGGGAUGGAAGAUACGGUGCUAGAGCUACUAUAGCCAGACCAAAUUUCCACAGUUGUACAAUCUUUGAUAAAGAUAUGAUAAUAGUUGAAUUGCGUAGAACGACAGUCAAACUCAACAAACUAUUGUAUGCAGGUUUUUUCAUUUUAGAUCUUGCGAAGACCUUUAUCUACCAUUUUCACUACAAUUUGAUAUAUCACUUCACCGUCCCCAACCUUUACGAAUGCAUCAAACAGGACUUGGAUAAAUUUGAUACCUCUGAUUAUCCACCUGACAACGUCUACGGAAUGCCGUUGGUUAACAAAAAAGUUCUAGGUUUGAUGUAA